AUGGCUCGGAAAAAAAAGUUAAAUACUGUAGAUUUUUCGGCUAAUGGAUCAACGUCUUGUAUGCCAUCAUCAUCAAAUAAUUCAAUACAUGAUGCUUCUACUUUUGAUGCCUUACAUAGUGAUACUCAAGAUUCUCAACCACUUAAAAGAGUACGCGGACCCACUACUCUACCUGAUGUAUGGGCUUUACCAAGUGAUAAAAGAAUUACAGUAUCAUUCAAUCAUUUGAACCAACCUACUGGACAAGAAGGAUGCACAUUGGGUUUUUUCUUAGGUACACUCGUGCGAAAUGCAGAAAUAACUCCAUUGUUAUAUAAUGACUGGAGAUGCUUUCCCAAAGAAUUGAAAGACCAUCUAAUAAAAUUGGUCAAGAAUAGGUUUGAUUUACCUCAAAUGGCUGAAAUUUGGGUACUAAAAUCGUUGGGAAGGUCAUUGAAAGGUUAUCGAUCUGAUUUGAAAGCACGAUAUUUUGGAAAAUAUCCGUUGAAAGAAGAUUUGUUAAAGAAUAGGCCAGUUGGGAUUCCAAAUGUACAAUGGAAUUUCCUUGUCAAUUUUUGGUACUCAGAUAAGAACAUGAGAAAUAGUUCAAUCAACAAAAGAUGUCGAGAGAAACAGAAGAUGCCGCAUACAUCUGGAUCUAAAAGUUUUGCUCGUGUUGCUUCUGAAAUGGCAAGCGCUGGACUGGAGCACUCAAGAGCUCAUGUAUUUCUCGAAACACAUAAAGCUCGUAAAGAUGGAAGACCUUUAGAUGACAAUUCAUCUCGAGCUACGGAAUCAAUUAAAAACAAGUUAAUCCAAACACCUUCUGAGGGACAAGACAUAAGAGCUUUUCAUAGCGAUAUAUACUCACAAGUGAUUGGUCCUGAUACAUAUGGACGUGUGAGAGGAUUGGGUCUUCAAGCGUAUCCAAAAUCUUUAAGGACUGUUGACUUUUCUGUGGAUGGUAGAACAAAGGUUGAUGAGAUUAAUGAUAUAAAACAAGAAUUGAAAAGGAUGGUUGCUAACCAAGAAAAGAUGCAAGCACAAAUAAAUAAGUUAGAAUCUUUGUUGGUUGACAAGGGAGCUGUCGAGACAUCUUCCACUUUAUGCGAAAAUGAAUCUACUUAA
This is a messenger RNA of Impatiens glandulifera, 1107 nucleotides long. RefSeq lists its product as uncharacterized. The record is from RefSeq and is a predicted model, not a curated record. Lineage: Eukaryota; Viridiplantae; Streptophyta; Magnoliopsida; Ericales; Balsaminaceae. The transcript has 6 exons. Bases 1 to 1107 code for a protein of 368 amino acids.